Molecule: messenger RNA, 1491 nt
Organism: Symbiodinium natans
Lineage: Eukaryota; Dinophyceae; Suessiales; Symbiodiniaceae
Source: the annotation of a GenBank genome assembly
AUGUGGCUUGCGAUCAACGGAGACGUUUACGAUGUCUCGAAGUUUGCGCAGCUCCACCCCGGUGGUGCAAAGGUCCUCGAGGAGAUUGCCGGGCGGGACGUCACAGAGGAGUUCUACGAGCUCCACCGCCAUGACGUGCUCGUCAAGUACGACCGCCUCAAGGUAGGACGCCUGCAGGGUGAGCACAAGCAGGUCUCCACAGGAUGCAAGGGAGUGCCCUUCGCUGAGAUUCCGGCGUUCCAGGGCCAGGAGUCGCCCUUCUACACAGAGUCGCACCGCCGCUUCAUGGAGGGCAUGCAAAGCUUCGUCGCGUCGGAGCUGAUGCCCGGUGCAGCUGCCUGCGAUCUGAAAGGCGAGUAUCCUUCUCGGGAGCUUCAGAGGAAGCUGGGGCAAAGCGGCGUGAUGGUCAGCCGUCUUGGACCAGGUCCCUGGUCGAGCGAGGUCGAGAAGUUGGGCCUCAACAUGCCGGGGAACAUCAACGCCAAGGACGUGGAUUACUUUCAUGAAGCCAUCGCCCACCAGGAGAUUGCGCGGGUCGGCCUACCGGGUUUCGUGGACUCCCUGGGAGCUGGAUAUCUGAUCUCCGCUCCUGCGAUCCAUCACUUCGGAACGGAAGAGAUGAGGAAGACCAUCUUCCCGUCGCUUCUCCGGGGCGAGAAGUGGAGCUGUUUGGCCAUCAGCGAGCCCUUUGCUGGCAGCGAUGUGGCGCAGAUCAAAGCCACGGCCAAAAAGUCCGAUGAUGGCACGCACUACAUCGUGAACGGAGUGAAGAAGUGGAUUACCGAAGGAGCCUACUCAGACUACUUUGUGACGGCGGUUCGCACCGGUGGACCUGGGAACAAAGGCAUUUCGCUGCUGCUCAUUGAGCGCGGCGAUGGGGUCUCCACCAGUCAGAUGAAGACCACUUACUCGACCUGUGCCGGUACUGCCCUGGUGGUGCUGGAAGAUGUGCGCGUGCCUGUCAGCAACUUGCUGGGCAAGGAGAAUGAAGGUUUCAAGCUGAUCAUGUACAACUUCAACCAUGAGCGCUGGUUCAUCUGCCAGGUGCUGCUGGGCCAGAUGCGUGCAGCUUUGACGGAUGCCUUUAUGUGGGCUCGCCAGAGAAAAGUCUUCGGCAAGCCUCUCAUCGAGCAACCGGUGAUUCGCAACAAACUGGCAUCUUCCAUUGCGGCUUUGGAGAGCAUGCAGAGCUACAGCGAAGUUUUGACUUAUGACAUGGGCAAGUCGAAAAAUGGCCCAGUUGGGGACCGACUGGCAGGGCCGAUUGCCAUGUUCAAGUACCAAUGCACACGAACUGCGUGGAAGAUCGCGGAUGAUACAGUGCAGAUUCUUGGAGGCAGAGGCGUCACUCACACGGGCAUGGGCUCGAAGAUCGAGGGCCUCAAGAACUUUGCCAAGUAUGCCGCAGUCUAUGGGGGGAGUGAAGAGAUUAUGGCAGACCUGGCUGUCAAGCAAGCGAUGCGCAGCUUUCCUACCACAGCCCGGCUGUGA